This is a messenger RNA of Polistes dominula (European paper wasp), 1665 nucleotides long. RefSeq names its product mitochondrial trifunctional protein beta subunit (gene Mtpbeta). Gene Ontology annotation, biological process: fatty acid beta-oxidation. Lineage: Eukaryota; Metazoa; Arthropoda; Insecta; Hymenoptera; Vespidae. Gene Ontology annotation, cellular component: mitochondrion. The record is from RefSeq and is a predicted model, not a curated record. Gene Ontology annotation, molecular function: acyltransferase activity, transferring groups other than amino-acyl groups.
AUAUUAGAGAAAAGAUUGUCCAAUUAUAUUAAAGAACAGUUAACACAAUUAGGUCUUGACGAUACUUUUGUCAAAACGUAAUAUAAAAUUUAAUACGUAUUUACUACGUUAUUAGGUCUCUGAAUAAGAAGAAAACGAGCUACAAUCUGUGAAAAAAAAUGUUUACCUUUAUAAAAAAUGUUUCAAGGAUAGAACAAGGAUUUAAGGUUUAUGGUUCUAUCUACCCAAGAUCCUGGGAAAUCCAGAUAAAUAAAAAUUAUACAACAAAAUAUGAUUCAAGUUCGAAAAACAUAGUAUUUGUGGACGGUGUACGUACACCUUUUCUUCAAUCUGGAACACAAUACAAAAAUCUUUUGUCGUACGAUCUUGCUAGACAUUCUUUAUUGAGUCUAAAAAGAAAGAUAGGUUUUCCUAAUGAAGCUAUAGAAUAUAUUUGUUAUGGUACCGUAAUGCAGGAAGUAAGAACAUCAAAUAUUGGUCGUGAAGCAGCUUUAGGCGCUGGUUACAGCCAACAUACACCAGCGCAUACAAUUACAAUGGCUUGCAUUAGCAGUAAUCAAGCUAUAACCACUGCUAUGGGUUUAAUUGCAUGUGGUACUUAUGACGUGAUUGUGGCUGGAGGAGUUGAAUUUAUGUCAGAUAUACCGAUAAGGCAUAGUCGUCCUAUGAGAAGCUUGAUGUUACAAGCCAAUAAAGCAAAGUCUAUCGGACAAAAAUUGUCGCUUUUAGGAUCCAUUAGGCCGUCACAUUUUGUACCAGAUUUGCCAGCAGUGGCAGAAUUUUCUAGCGGUGAAACAAUGGGACAUAGCGGAGACCGUUUAGCAGCAGCAUUUGGAAUAACACGAAAGGAAGAAGACGAAUAUGCAUUGAGAUCUCACACGUUAGCUGCGCAAGCACAGAGACAAGGAUAUCUUACAGAUGUAGUACCUUUUAAAGUUCCAGGCAUAGAAGAAGUAGUAAGCAAAGAUAACGGAAUACGCGUCUCAACGCCAGAACAAUUGGCAAAAUUGAAACCAGCGUUUGUUAAACCAUAUGGGACUGUAACCGCAGCUAACUCAUCCUUCUUAACUGAUGGUGCAUCUGCAGCUUUAAUAACGACAGAAGAAAAAGCUCGUUUAUUGGGUCUCAAGCCGAAAGCAUAUUUACGAAACUUUACUUAUGUAUCUCAAGAUCCAGUCGAUCAAUUACUCUUAGGUCCUGCUUAUGCCAUUCCCAAGGUAUUAGAAAAAUCAAAGUUAAAUGUAAAGGAUAUAGGUGUAUGGGAAGUACACGAAGCAUUCUCUGCACAAAUAUUAGCUAACCUUAAAGCUUUGGAUUCCGAUUGGUUCGCUCAACAUUAUUUAAAGAGAAGCGGAAAAGUAGGUGUUCCAGAGCUUCAAAAGUGGAAUUCAUGGGGUGGAUCUCUUUCAAUUGGUCAUCCGUUUGCUGCUACAGGAAUUCGUUUAGUCACUCAUACUGCCAACAGGCUUAUCAAAGAAGAUCAACAGUUUGGAUUAGUUGCUGCAUGUGCAGCUGGUGGACAGGGAGUGGGGAUGAUCAUCGAGAAACAUCCUGAUGCUAAAGUUUGAUAUAAAUAAAUCGUGCUAUAUAUAUAAAAGAAAUUAACGUUAACACGAAUAUUGUACAGACAAAUAUUUUUAUAUUAUAUUAUCUGUUGAAAUAUUU